Molecule: messenger RNA, 1450 nt
Organism: Prosopis cineraria
Lineage: Eukaryota; Viridiplantae; Streptophyta; Magnoliopsida; Fabales; Fabaceae
Product: remorin 4.1-like
Exons: 6
Coding region: 665-1237 (190 amino acids)
Source: RefSeq, a predicted model, not a curated record
GUCUUUCAAUUGCCGCCAACCGGUUUGCUUCGGCUCGUUUUUUCUGUUCUUCCGUGAGAACCAUGGCAUCCCGAGUGAAAAGACGGCAGAGCACAGUCUCUAUUACGAGUUUCAAGUUUUUGAGCGCGGAAAGACUGAGACUGGUAGUGUCACCCUCAAGCAGUUAUCCUCUUCCAUGGUGAGCGAACAAAGAGUAGCUGCAAAACAUAGGCCCGGGCACUAAAAAGAUGAUGUUUUUGGCCUCAGAUGCCUUCACAGGAAGAAUGUCAGAGAACAAGCAGCCUUGAAGAUUAAAAUGGUAACAAGUUGAUGACUGGGGUUUAUGCGCGCAUGGCUGCGUGUAUUAUGUAUGUCUUGAUUCUUGCUUCUUCUAGAGGCUGCUUCUGAAGAAUGUUUGCUUCGAUUCUAUUCAUCUUCUGUUUAAAAGCUGAAUCGUUUAUAAGCAAUGUGAAAAGGCCCAUUUCCCAGAUCCAAUUCUUAAUCAAAGAGGCUGCACUUUCAGGAUGGAAAAUAGGCUCAAGCAAAGGAGCAAAAGGAAGGGUUUGUGAGGCCAGUUGCUGAGGAUGAACGUAUAAUUAGAGAUGACAAGCAUGAAACUGCAGUUGCAGCCGCAGCAUUGGCCAUUUACUCGCUAGAACAGGAAGAGUUGCUUAAUUUGCAAAAGAUGAAAGAAGGCCAUAAAUCUUCAAGGUCUCAGACUAUGAGAAGAAAAGAAGAAAGCAUAACUAGGAGGCCAAGUUAUGGAGGAAGUCCGAAGAAAAAGUCACUUAGAGAGGAUCAUGAAGGUGCGUUUCCUGUUAGAAUUUUAAGGGCAGGACAAUCUCCAAGUCCUCCAAAUCAAGCAGCAAGACAUCAAGAACAAAAAGAAAGUCACACUCCCUGGCAACAAAAUAAUGUCAACACCAGAGCAGAAUCUUGGAAAUUGGCCGAGAUUCAAAAGCGAUAUGAGAAGAUAAAGUUUAAGAUUCUUCUAUGGGAGGGUGAGAAGAAGAUGCAGGCCAUAUUUCAAAAGGACAGGAAGAAGAACGAACUGGACCAGAAAAGAGCAAUGGCAAUGCAGCAUUACCAGUACAAGUUAGCAAGGAUAAAUAGAAUAGCACAAAGAGCAAGGGCAAAGUUGGAAGACAAAAGAAGAAAGGAAGAGUCUAAGGUUAAAGAAAAAGCAAACAAGAUCAUAAAAGCAGGCAGGCUCCCAAUAAAAUGUUGCUGCUUCAAAUUCUUAAUGGGAAGAAAAUAGGCUAGGAGAUUCUUAGUGAUGAUUCAGAACAGCUUAAUUUCCAUUCAUUAAUUUAGAAAUAACAAUAUACACAUCAGAGAGUAGUUGUACUGUGAUUCUCAUAUUGUGCCGGAGUUGUUCAAAUAUCAUAUCUGAUGUAAUGGCAACCUACACAAAAUAACGUUCUUUCAUUAAUGCAUUUUUACUUGAUCAAGGAUAUGGAAAAUAUCAAAG